AGAAGAUGUCGCACAAUCGGGACAUCGGCAGUGUGCAGUACAUGAAAAAAAGGAUUCCUCAAAACGCCAAGUAUCAAAAUGUCAAAACAAGGCUGGACACAGGAUGCAGCCUCUCGAAGUAUAUGGAAAAACUGGAGGAGAUUAAAAAAUAUUACAGGUACAGAAAAGACGAAAUCUUCAAACGACUAAAGGUGACGACGUUUGCGCAAUUGCUCCUUCAAGUGGCCUCCGUAUCAGACCUGAAUGGAAGUGAGACUGACGGUGACUCACUUGUCCCAGAAGACGGCAUGUCAGUGAUGUCUGACGCAGACCUGGACAGUCUGUCUGAACACACCAACGGCUCCCCGCAGGCGUCAGACCAUCAGGAUGCCAAAGAGAUCUGCUACACCGCCCGGUCAACGCUGCUAAGUGUUAUCAGCGGUGUGGGGGAGCUGAACCUCGACAGGAACAGUCAGAAGUUGACAAGUAUGUCGAUGUCCAGCCCAGACCUGGCUGACAGGCCCUACCCCGACUGCCCCUACCUGCUGCUGGACGUACGGGACCGCGACGAGUUCGACCGCUGCCACAUCAUCAGCGCACACAGUUUCCCCAUCGCCUUGUUGUCUCGAACUAUGAACCCAUACACCAAGGAAGUGCUGGAAUAUAAAAAUGCAGCAGGGAAGAUCAUCAUUGUGUACGAUGAGGAUGAGAGGAUAGCCAGCCAGGCAGCCACCACCAUGUGCGAACGAGGCUUUGAAAAUCUAUUUCUGCUUUCCGGAGGUCUCAAGUUAAUUUCUCAGAGAUUUCCGGAGGCAAUGACGACAGGCUCCAUCCCGACCUCAUGCUUUUCAUCUCCUCCAACAUCGAGGGGAAAGAGGUUGUCCGUUCAGCAGCAGCAGCAGUCGACGCAGACGGCUGAGAAGAGGUGGCGGUUCACAUCAGACGAGCUGGCCAAGAUCCAGGAGCAGCUGGAUGAGAUGCUCAUCCCCAGCAACUCCAACAGCCGCAUGUCCAGCCGGAUGUCAUCCAGCAGCACCCAGUCCAAAACGUCCAGCGCCCGGAGUCGAAUGACUUCCUCCACAUCCGGGAGAGGAGAUAGCGCCAGGGUUCAGAGCAGCAGACCCUGGAAAUAACAACCUCCCCCCCCCCCCCUCCUCUCUCACCCACAUACAUUAGACACACUCAAACAAGCAUACCUCCAACACAGAGUCCAUUCACUUCAGAUUACAUUCCCUCUGCUCCAUAACUGAAACACACCUCAAAAUAGUCUUCUAUGAUACUGCUGUAGAUUCAGAGGUGGACACUUAGAGUGACUUUUAAACUUUUUUCAUUGAUUUUUUUUUUUUUUAUUCCCCAUGUGUGUUUGUGAAGUGACGCAAAAUUGAGAUUAUCAUUAUCAAAAUGACGAUCUGGUUUCUGGCGCCAUCUGUUACAUUUUGCUGUAAAAUUCCUAAAUCGUGAUCAUUUCCGUUCGCUUCUGACCAAUUGUUACGCACUUUGUUGCUGCUGUAUUGAGAGUAGAUAUCAGUUGCACUCUGACAACACUGAAACGACUAAACUCUGCUUCAUUUUGUAAAUAGAAAAUUCUGGUGGAGGACAGGGUUCCUACAGAGGUUAAGAGAAAAAACUGCUAUAUGAUUUUCAAUUUUGGGAACUAAUAAUAGCUGUGAACAUCGUAGGUUUUACUACAACAACCAAAAUAUUUAAUCUCAGAUUAAGACUAUGAGAUUUGGACAACAGUAUGAAAUUUUCAAAUGGAAAAUGUUGGACUUUUGAAAAACAGUUCAGUCAUCAGUGAGCAGUGAAACAUGACAGUCUUCAUCUUCACAAAUCACAUGUCAAACUGUAGUAUUUUCUCCUUCCUGUGUCUUUUUUUCUUAAUAUAUUUAAUAAAUGGUGUGUAUAUGUUUGCACAGUGCCUCAUCUGUGAACCUUUUGAGCUGACAAAUCCUUUUUGGACUCAAUUCAAGAUUUCACGUAACACUAUUCUCAUCAGUUUUUUUUCUUCACUUGUGUCUGAGGAUGAUCUGAUCUGUUCAAAUCAUGUUUUGAUGGUUGUUUUUUUUUCUAUUUAAAGGUUAUUAUCUCCAGAAAAGUCAGAUUUAACUUCAUUAAUAUGACAUUCAAGUAAAGGGGCCUUGCGAAAAGAUGUUUAUUUGUUGGAGACAGAGAAAAUUGAAUGUUAAUAUGUUGUGAAGGAAAUGCUCUGUAAUACAGUAGAUGUAAUAUAUGUACACAUAAUGUUACAGACUUGGAUCAAUUUUGGGAGAAGUUUUGCUGUAUUUUUGUAAAAUGCUUCAUCCUGUCUUGAUGUCUUAUUGUGAUGCUUUAACCAACAGUGCAACUUCAGCCUUUAUGUGCUAUUUUUACGUCCGGUAAACUCUCACUUGACUGUAACAAAAUGAUCAUUUUCAAAUGUGAAAAACAGUAUUGCUAAUUUGUAAUUUGUGGCCUUUUGUUGCGUGUUGUUGGUUUGUUUGCAUGGGACUUUUUGCACAUGUCCUGGACACAAUCUUAUGAAGUGCAUUUAAUGACCUAUGGAGCCCUUUUAUUUCAUGAUUCUGUGUUUUCAUCAUCAGUCUUAACUGACAUUAACUAGCUGAUCACAUGAUUUGGAUUGUAAAUGAAUGUUAA
This is a messenger RNA of Scomber scombrus (Atlantic mackerel), 2613 nucleotides long. RefSeq names its product centrosomal protein 41 (gene cep41). Gene Ontology annotation, biological process: cilium assembly; protein polyglutamylation. Gene Ontology annotation, cellular component: ciliary basal body. The transcript is spliced from 11 exons. The record is from RefSeq and is a predicted model, not a curated record. Bases 6 to 1112 code for a protein of 368 amino acids. NCBI's taxonomy places the organism in Eukaryota, Metazoa, Chordata, Actinopteri, Scombriformes, Scombridae.